GGGGAGGGGUUGCGGCGGCCGCCCGGGCGCGCACACCGCCCCGACCUGCCGCCGCCAUGCCCGGCAUCGACAAGCUGCCCAUCGAAGAGACGCUGGAGGACAGCCCCCAGACACGUUCCUUGCUUGGUGUAUUUGAAGAAGAUGCUGCAGCAAUUUCAAGUUAUGUCAACCAGUUAUAUCGAGCCAUGCACCGAAUUUAUGAUGCACAGAAUGAAUUAAGUGCAGCAACUCAUCUGACUUCAAAACUUCUGAAGGAAUAUGAGAAGCAGCGUUUUCCAUUAGGGGGUGAUGAUGAAGUUAUGAGCUCUACCCUACAACAGUUUGCAAAAGUGAUAGAUGAGCUUAGCUCUUGUCAUGCAGUACUUUCAACUCAAUUAGCUGAUGCCAUGAUGUUUCCCAUUACUCAGUUUAAAGAAAGGGAUCUAAAAGAGAUACUGACUUUAAAAGAAGUUUUCCAAAUUGCAAGCAAUGAUCAUGAUGCUGCCAUUAACAGAUACAGUCGGUUGUCAAAAAGAAGAGAGAAUGAAAAGGUCAAGUUUGAAGUUGUAGAAGAUGUAUAUACUUCCAGGAAGAAACAGCAUCAGACUAUGAUGCAUUAUUUCUGUGCAUUAAAUACUCUUCAGUACAAGAAGAAAAUUUCUAUGCUAGAACCUUUAUUAGGCUACAUGCAAGCUCAGAUAAGUUUUUUUAAAAUGGGUUCAGAAAAUCUUACUGAGCACCUGGAAGAAUUUUUAACAAAUAUUGGCACAAGUGUACAAAAUGUUCGCAGGGAAAUGGAAUCUGAAGUAGAAACCAUGCAACAGACCAUAGAAGACUUAGAAGUAGCUAGUGAUCCAUUAUACUUGCCUGAUCCUGAUGCUACAAAAUUUCCUGUCCAUAGAAAUCUGACCCGGAAAGCUGGAUAUCUUAAUGCAAGGAAUAAGACCGGCCUGGUGUCUUCUAGUUGGGAGAGACAGUUUUACUUCACUCAAGGUGGAAACCUUAUGAGUCAGGCAAGAGGUGAUGUAGCUGGAGGGCUUGUUAUGGACAUAGACAACUGUUCAGUAAUGGCUGUGGACUGUGAAGACAGAAGAUACUGCUUUCAGAUAACAUCUUUUGAUGGAAAAAAGUCUUCAAUCUUACAAGCAGAAAGUAAAAAAGACUAUGAAGAGGGGAUUGCUGCACGUGUCAAUCAGUCUGCUCUUGAGGCUGUCACGCCCUCUCCUUCCUUCCAGCAGAGACAUGAGAGCAUGCGGCCAACUAUACAAUCUCGUCCUCCCACUGCUCACACUAGCAGCUCUGGGUCACUGGGAUCUGAAUCGGCACCUUUGUCAACCCUUUCCUUGGAUUCACUUGUUGCCCCUGACACACCUAUACAACUUGACAUAAUUUCUCCAGUUAGUGAAGAUCAGCUUGGCCAAGCAAAAAUUUCAGGGCAGUCUGGCAGCACCUUGGGUAUUUCCUCUUGGAAACUCAAGAGAAAUUUGGUAGCCAUGACUCCAGGUGAUGAUGGCAUUCUGAUGACAUUCUUCUUAAACCAAAAGUUUCCUUUGCCCAAUAUUGCUUUGUAUGCUACACACCAGAAAAACAAGCGCCUUUUUGGAUUUGUGCUUCGGACUUCAGGAGGGAGAGCUGACAGCCGUCCAACCUCAGUCUGCUAUAUUUUUGAGUCAAAUAAUGAAGGGGAAAAGAUCUGUGAUUCUGUUGGAUUGGCAAAACAGAUAGCUUUGCAUGCAGAAUUGGGUCGUAGAGCAUCAGAAAAGCAAAAAGAAAUAGAAAGAGUAAAAGAGAAACAACAGAAGGAACUCAGCAAGCAGAAGCAAAUUGAAAAAGAAAUUGCUGCACGUGUCAAUCAGUGUGCUCUUGAGGCUGUCACGCCCUCUCCUUCCUUCCAGCAGAGACAUGAGAGCAUGCGGCCAACUAUACAAUCUUGUCCUCCCACUGCUCGAACUAGCAGCUCUGGGUCACUGGGAUCUGAAUCGGCACCUUUAUCAACCCUUUCCUUGGAUUCACUUGUUGCCCCUGACACACCUAUACAAUUUGAUAUAAUUUCUCCAGUUAGUGAAGAUCAGCCUGGCCAAGCAAAAACUUCAGGGCAGUCUGGCAGACGCACAAAUCCAUUCGGUGAAUCUGGAGGCUCAAAAUCUGAAACAGAAGAUUCCAUUCUUCAUCAGUUAUUUAUUGUACGAUUCCUUGGCUCCAUGGAGGUAAAACAUGAUGAAACUCCUGAUGUUGUUUAUGAAACAAUGCGUCAGAUACUAGCAGCCCGGGCUAUCCAUAACAUUUUCAGGAUGACAGAAUCACAUUUAUUGGUCACUUGUGACUGUCUGAAGUUAAUUGAUCCACAGACACAAGUUACAAGACUUAGGUUUCCUUUGCCCAAUAUAGCUUUGUAUGCUACACACCAGGAAAACAAGCGCCUUUUUGGAUUUGUGCUUCGGACUUCAGGAGGGAGAGCUGACAGCCGUCCAACCUCAGUCUGCUAUAUUUUUGAGUCAAAUAAUGAAGGGGAAAAGAUCUGUGAUUCUGUUGGAUUGGCAAAACAGAUAGCUUUGCAUGCAGAAUUGGGUCGUAGAGCAUCAGAAAAGCAAAAAGAAAUAGAAAGAGUAAAAGAGAAACAACAGAUGGAACUCAGCAAGCAGAAGCAAAUUGAAAAAGACUUGGAAGAACAAAGUCGAUUGAUAGUUGCUUCCAGCAGAGCCACUCAAAGCAGUGGAGAGGGACAAUUUGUAGUCCUUAGUAGUAGCCAGUCAAAAGACAGUGACUUGGGAGAAGAAGGAAAGAAGAAGAGGGAGUCUGAAGCCUGAGGUUACUUGUUUUAUUAAAAUUAGAAUCUUUGGACAUACCUGUGGUGAAAUGGCACAAGUUACAGAAGAAGCAAAAAUAGAGCUGGGAGUGUCUGCUUAUUAAAUAGAGACUUAAUAAUAGGUGGAUCCAAUUUAUGCUUUGCAUUUUCUUUAUAUGUUAAUUUACUUUGCCUGUUAAUGUAAGAAUAUUCCUUCUUCCAUAUGUUAGAAGGAAGCAUGGCAGUACUGUCGUAUUUGUUACUGUCUCAAGACUUUUAAUAUCAAAACUUUUUUUCAUUUGCCUGGUGGUGCAACUGACUGUUUUGAAGCAAAAAAUUAAUCUUUUGAUUGGACUUGAACAGUACACUGUUCUUUGAAUUGCUGUAUAUAGAACACUUUGCUGGAAACAGAAGUGGGCUUUAAACUAAAACAGCACUCUUCAAUAUCUAAGUUGUUGCAGAGGAUUGUUUCUGGAGUUAGUAAAAAAUAAUAGCCCCCCAUUAACACCAGUCCAACAUGCAAUAGUUCUAGA
Gavialis gangeticus (Gharial) is the source of this 3297-nucleotide messenger RNA. RefSeq names its product adaptor protein, phosphotyrosine interacting with PH domain and leucine zipper 1 (gene APPL1). The transcript is spliced from 27 exons. The coding region runs from base 57 to 2786 and encodes 909 amino acids. Lineage: Eukaryota; Metazoa; Chordata; Crocodylia; Gavialidae. Gene Ontology annotation, molecular function: identical protein binding. Gene Ontology annotation, biological process: signaling. Gene Ontology annotation, cellular component: cytoplasm; endosome membrane. The record is from RefSeq and is a predicted model, not a curated record.